Molecule: messenger RNA, 4283 nt
Organism: Vidua chalybeata
Lineage: Eukaryota; Metazoa; Chordata; Aves; Passeriformes; Viduidae
Gene: GPSM1
Product: G protein signaling modulator 1
Exons: 14
Coding region: 397-2514 (705 amino acids)
Molecular function (GO): protein binding; GTPase regulator activity
Source: RefSeq, a predicted model, not a curated record
CCCAGCACUCCUGGGACUCUCUGCCUUCUCCAAAUUACUGAAAACAUUAGAUAUGUGAGAAUCUUUCUAUUUUACCUUUUCCAGAGGCGCAUUUUUGCUGUGGAGCUCUUUGAACAAGCUUGCAGCAGGCAAAAGGCAAUCUGUGCUCCAGCUCCUCAUUAGCUGCUGCCUGACAGUGAUGGGUGACCCUGGGAAUUCUUGUUCAAGGCUGCUCCUCCCGUUUUUCUCAGCUCUUUCUGCCUUUACAUCAGUUACCCUUUAAAGAAAAACUUAAGGAGGAGGGAGGGAGGUGCUGCCCAUGUUGGAUUGGGAAGAGGUUUCCUCCUGCCUGUCAAGCACGGUGGAAGGUCACCCUGUCCUGCUUCAUGAGUGUGAGAGGUGACAGGUGCCACACUGAUGGGGACCAAAUCAUCUGCCAGCAUCGUGCCCCCCACUCAUUCCCCUGGCAGAAUCCUGGGCAGAUUGCUGAGUGCAUCAGUGGCCAAACACUGCAUUUAUGUGUGGCCUCAGCCCCACUGCUUCCUUCUGCCAGUGGCUUUGGGUGUGCAGAAAAUGCACAGGCAGCAGAAGAGGAUGGAGGCAUCCUGCCUGGAGCUGGCCCUGGAAGGAGAGCGCUUGUGCAAGGCUGGGGACUUCAAAGCUGGGGCAGCCUUCUUUGAAGCAGCAGUGCAGGUGGGGACAGAGGACCUGAAGACUCUCAGUGCCAUCUACAGCCAGCUGGGCAAUGCCUAUUUCUACCUGAAGGAGUAUUCCAAGGCCCUGCUGUACCACAAGCACGACCUUACCCUGGCCAGAACCAUUGGGGACCGAAUUGGAGAAGCCAAGGCAAGUGGCAACCUUGGGAAUACCCUGAAAAUCCUGGGGCAGUUUGAUGAAGCUGUGGUUUGCUGCCAGAGACACUUGGACAUUUCUCGGGAGCAGGGAGACAAGGUAGGUGAAGCCAGAGCUCUCUAUAAUAUAGGGAAUGUUUACCAUGCAAAGGGAAAGCACUUAUCCUGGAACACGGCCCAGGACCCGGGCUACCUGCCUCAGGAAGUCAAGGACACACUACAGAAAGCUUCAGAAUAUUAUGAGAGGAACCUGUCCCUGGUGAAGGAGCUGGGGGACAGAGCUGCACAGGGCCGUGCCUACGGCAACCUUGGCAACACCCAGUACUUACUGGGCAACUUCAGUGAGGCCAUUGCCUUCCACAAGGAGCGCCUGGCCAUCGCCAAGGAGUUUGGGGACAAGGCGGCCGAGCGCAGAGCCUACAGCAACCUGGGCAACGCCCACAUCUUCCUGGGCAGGUUCGACAUCUCUGCUGAGUACUACAAGAAAACGCUCCAGCUCUCCAGACAGCUCAAGGACCAAGCAGUAGAAGCCCAGGCUUGCUACAGCCUGGGGAACACAUGCACACUGCUUCAAGACUAUGAGAAAGCCAUUGAGUACCACCUGAGGCACCUGGUGAUAGCACAGGAGCUGGGAGACAGGGUGGGAGAAGGAAGAGCCUGCUGGAGUCUUGGAAAUGCCUACGUGUCCCUGGGGAGCCACCCGCAGGCUUUGCACUUUGCAAGGAAACAUCUUGAAAUCUCCCAAGAGAUCGGGGACAGGAGCGGGGAGCUGACAGCCCAGGCGAACGUGGCCCAGCUCAGGGCAGCCCUUGGCCUGGGCCCCGGGGAGGAGGACGUGGGUGCAGCUCAUCCCUACUCUGGCUACGAGGCACAAGGAGCCAGGCCAAAGAGACUCCAGAGGAACAGCAUGGACAGCUUAGACCUCCUCAAGUUCCCUUCUGAAAAGGACCAGAAUGGGGACAGCCACCACGUGGGAGAGCUGAAGAUCUCAGGGAAGGAGUUCCUGUCGUUACCUGCGAGAGCCAGGAAACAGCGGGAGCACCAGUCCAGCUCGGAGAGGAAAGCCCAGGGAUCAAGUGCCUCCCCUCAGGGUGCUGGGGAGGUCCGAGUGCAGGUGCCACAGUCGAAAAUCAACCGGACCCCUUCGGACGAGGAAUGCUUCUUUGACCUGUUGAGCAAGUUCCAGAGCAACCGGAUGGAUGAUCAGCGCUGCCCGCUGGAGGAGUGCCCAGCCGAGGCUGCGGAGGCAGCUGCCACGCGGGUGCCUGCCCUGGGAGAGAGGAUAUCACAGUCCACCCUGAUGGCAUCUCCACAGACAGAGGAGUUCUUCGACCUCAUUGCCAGCUCCCAGAGCAGGCGCCUGGAUGACCAACGUGCCAACGUGGGCAACCUGCCCGGCCUGCGGAUAACCCACAACAACCUGGGCCACCUGCGUGUGGAGGGGGACGCCCAGGAGCCCGGGGACGAGUUCUUCAACAUGCUCAUGAAGUGUCAGUCCUCCAGGAUCGAUGACCAGCGCUGUGCCCCCCCAGACUCCAUCCCCCGUGGUCCCACCAUGCCCGAUGAAGACUUUUUCAGCCUCAUCCAGCGUGUCCAGGCCAAACGCAUGGACGAGCAGCGUGUGGAUUUGGCCUCAGCCCAGGAGGAGGCCGAGGAGGAGCAGCAGAGGCCUGGUUCCAGCUAAGAACUGGGUUUUGGUCUGGGGGGGUUGUUUCAGCUUUAUUUUGUUUUUUAAAAAGGAAGACCAGAGUAGGCGGUUUCAAGCCCGAGUGCUCCUGUGCUCCCAGUCUUGCACCUCCAUUGUGUUCCUAUGGGAGAGCCCAACGGAUGGGGGACCGUUUUUAAAUAAGGGUUUUUUUUAGGACAUGUGGCCACUCUAACUCUGGGCACAGCACCUGGAAGACUUUAGCAGCCCCUUGCUGAUCACCUAAAACCCCAGGACCUUGGAGGAGCCCACAGGGGGUAGCUAACUCCAUCCUUGAUUUCUUUUAUUUCUACAACACUUUUAUUUAAACAGGGAAAGGGAAGAACACCUUUUCCAUUUUGAGGUCCUCCUGUCUUCCCUGACACCAAUGGCUCUGGAUCCUUCUCUGGAAUAUCUUGUUCAGCUUUGUUCCUUCUACAGGAGAAAAAGAGCCCAAGUCCUUUAAAUCUUAUCCACCCCAGCUGCAUUGUGGUCCCACACACCUGAGUGUAUUUUAGGUUAAGAGGACUCUCUGGAGAGCCCUGGACAUUCUCUGCUUCCAGCUGCAGCCCUGCAGAGCCUCCUGAGCAGGGGAAAAGCCUCACUGACCCUAAGCUUUAGUGGGAUUUGUUACCUCUGGAGCCCUCUGCAGCCCCAUGGCAGGGGCUAUUCCUGGGCAGGGGGAAGGAGGAAAGAGGUCUCUGCCCGAGUUUUCAGCCCACGGCAAACAGGGACAGCUCCUGGUGCCACUGAGCUGGUGUGAGGGUGGUCCAAGACAGAACCUGUGUGUGACAGGGCCCUGCUUCAACAGCCAGCAAAGCUUUCUGCCCGUGGCUCAUCCCUCCUUCGUUCUGUGUCCUUCAGCAGCUCUGGCCAGUGGCCCUUCCCUCCUCUUGUUUCUCCCCAAACCAGGACUGAGCUGCUCCCAGUGAGGCUCUCUGGUUCUGUCCACCUGUCUCCAGCCCCUGGAGCCUCAGGAGAGCCCCAGGCUGGGGGGCUGGCAGGGAACUCACAUUUACUGUCAUUCCUUCCCCUUUUGGACCAGCUGGAAAAGCUGGAGGAGGGGAGCAGGGAUCUGACUUGAGCGAGGUGCAGUAUUUUUCCUUUGCUUGACCAGAGACUAUGCUGGACUUCAGCAACUCCAGUGCCGAAGCAGCGCCGCUCCUGCAGAGAAUAAAUCAGCACUUUGGAUUUGAAAUGCGUUUGGAAACAUCCCCAGCCAGCAGGGAGAUAUUUUUCGACCAGUGAUGCUGCUCAUGGGGCAUUUACCCUGCCUGCACUGACCAUGUGGAGUGGUGGCUGCAGUUUACCUGCUACCUGGGAGCACUCACCUGCUGCUUGGCCGAGGCUGGGCCUCCCUGCUGGGGCUGGGCAGAGCUCUGGAGAGGGGAGAGGAGGAGCUGCCCAUCCCCUACCUACCAGCCAAGCUGGCAUUUGUAAAAGAGAAAAACAGUGAUGAUGAUGACCUGACCAGCUGCAGGCUCAGGCCUGUGCAGCUCUUAGGCAGGUGGUGAACUGGAACCUGACCAUGAAGCUUUCAGAGGUAUUAUUAAGGUAUUAUUUGCCAUAUACUUGAAUGUAUGAGCUUAUUUAUUUUUUACAUGUGCAUUUGCUAAUGUCAUUUUAAUGGGGAAUUUCCAACCCACAGGUACUUGGUUUUUUUUCUAAAAAAUAAUCUGCCAAAUGGAUUAAUAUAUUAGAAAUGAAUACAGCUCAAGGGGAAGGGGUGGGGGGAAUUGUGCUUAAUAAAUAUUUGUGUCUAAGCUUCA